This is a messenger RNA of Pyrenophora tritici-repentis Pt-1C-BFP, 237 nucleotides long. The record is from RefSeq and is a predicted model, not a curated record. NCBI's taxonomy places the organism in Eukaryota, Fungi, Ascomycota, Dothideomycetes, Pleosporales, Pleosporaceae.
AUGCAACAAACACUGCACAUUUCGCCUGAGCGCCAUCCUCACUUCUUGCCACAGACACCAAUUCCACAAGCAGCCACGCUCAAGAAUUCCUUCUCACAUUCACCGCGGGGGUUCCAGGCCCAAGACGCUCUCUCAGUUGGUGUGGGCCUGUGCGCAGACGAGGUUGAGCUUCAAGGUAAGAAGCGUACCGUCGAGGAGCUUGAGGAUCUUUUGCGGUGGUCGACACACUCAAGAUGA